Oikopleura dioica is the source of this 321-nucleotide messenger RNA. NCBI's taxonomy places the organism in Eukaryota, Metazoa, Chordata, Appendicularia, Copelata, Oikopleuridae. The record is from the annotation of a GenBank genome assembly.
AUGAUUCCAAAGUUCUCUGUGCAAACCGCCGUCGACAUGAAAUCCCAACUGAAAGAAAUGGGAAUCAAUCAAGUAUUCGAUGGUGGUGCCGACUUCUCACCGAUUUUCGGAGACAUGGAAGAUCUUGACGUUGUUGUUCAAAGCGUCAACCACAAAGUGCAACUCGACGUGGAUGAAAAUGGAAUGGAAGGAUCCGCCGCUACUGCGAUGGCCUUAGCUUUCAGGAGCAAUCUCGUUCACAAAGAGGCCUUAGAUAGGGCCCUCGCCUCCGUCUUAAACAAGCCUCCAUCUAAGACCGCUAGAGAACACGCACCAAAAUGA